CCAACAAAGUUCACUCUGAAAGUGCCAAAAGACCCCAAUAACAACCUUGUUUAAAUGUUAUUAUUUGACCAUUGUGCCGUGCUUAUCAUGUAAAACCAUUGAUCAGUCUGUGCAUGGAUAGUAAUACAUUCUGAUAUCUGAGAGAGUGACGUGCAUGAGACGAUACAAAUAAAAAGGACAUCCACGAUCCUGGCCGAGUCAGAAUUGAGAGACAAGCUUGCAAUACAAGUUCAAGUUUUGCAUAUUGGUAGUAAUUUAAAAAAAAAUCGGAGUUAGAAAUCUGCUGAAAUUUUCUUAAAAUGGUGUCCGGAACGGUGAUUGCUCUCGGAGCUGUAUUGGCAGGACUGGUUUACUUCGUCUUUUUAAGGAAGCCCAGGUGGAAAAAUGCUCCUCCAGGGCCUCGUGGGUUACCUUUGAUUGGAAAUAUACACCAAAUGGAAAAAUUCCAACAUAUCACGUUUGUCAAGUGGGCGAAGGAAUACGGGCCGCUGUAUAAAGUGAAUUUUGCUUCAUUAAACAUGGUUGUCGUCUCGGACCACAAAAUGGUCAAAGAGAUCUUUGCCGACUCUGCGUUUUCUGGGAGGAUAGAUUUCAGAAACUUUGAUUUCAUUAUGGACGGCAAACUUCAUGGGAUUAUCAAUACGCAAGGCGACCAUUGGGAAGAACUUCGGCGCUUUACGCUGCGACAAUUGCGCGACUUUGGUUUUGGGAAGGGCACGAUGGAGGAUUCCAUCAUGUUGGAAGUUCGUGACCUUAUCGAGAGUCUUAAAGAGCAUGGCGAAAAACCUGUCGAUAAUAUCAAGCAGAGACUUAUGCUGGCCGUCGUGAACGCCUUGUGGGCCAUUUGCACGGGGAUAAGGCACAAGCAGGAUGACAAGGAAUUGUUGGGCAUGACGGAGAAAGCCAAUAAGACAUUCGAAGGGAUUUUGGAGGGUGGGAGUGUCAUCCUAUUUUUGCCAUGGCUGAUCGACAUCUUCCCAAAGUUGAGUGGGUACGACAAAGUAAAAAAGUCGUUGCUAGAAUUCGCCGAUUACAUGAGAAAACCAAUAAUGGACCACAAGAAGACGAGGCAGGAUGACUUUGAUAGGGAUUUUGUCGACGUAUUUCUAAAAGAGAUUGAUCAAACUAAGAAUCCUAAUUCUGCGUUUAUGGGAAAAUUGGGAGAGGAAAAUCUUGUCUCAAUCCUGGGCGACUUAUAUUUCGCUGGGUCGGACACCACGUCCUCCACGCUUUCUUGGAUGAUGAUCUACCUCAGUAAAUUUCCGAACGUUCAGAAAAAAUUCCAGGAGGAAAUUGAGUCCAUUACUGGAAACACGAGGCCAACUGCAGUGUCAGACAGACCAAACAUGCCGUACACGGAAGCCUUAAUAGCUGAAACUUUGCGCUUCUCGAGCAUUACCCCGCAAGGAGUUCAACACAGAGCAAUGAAGGAUCACGAAUAUAAAGGUUAUCUCAUCCCAAAGGACACCGUUAUCAUGGCGAACGUGUACCACAUCCAUUUUGACCCGAAAGUCUGGGGUGAUCCCGAGAAUUUCAGACCGGAACGAUUUUUGAGCCCGGAUGGAAAAACCUUCAAGAAGCACGACGCCCUGAUUCCAUUUUCGACUGGGAGGAGGCAAUGUUUGGGAGAAACACUGGCGAGAGACAGCCUUUUCCUCUUCUCAACCAACAUCGCACAAAGAUUCGAUAUUGUGUUCGACAAGAAUGGACCGGAUCACGGAUUUGAGUCACAAUUGGCCUUUAUUCUGACGCCAAAACCGUUCAACGUGAUUUAUAAGGAUAGAUUAGCGUAAGUUAGGAAGGAGUUAAGAAACAAAUAUUUUAUUUUAAUGUAACGUGAAUUAGAUGAGAUUGUGUAAUUAUUUCAAUUAAUGACGACUUUUUAAAUAAAUACAAAAAACAUUCCAAUUA
Messenger RNA from Folsomia candida, 1911 nucleotides. Its product is annotated as methyl farnesoate epoxidase. Gene Ontology annotation, molecular function: oxidoreductase activity, acting on paired donors, with incorporation or reduction of molecular oxygen, reduced flavin or flavoprotein as one donor, and incorporation of one atom of oxygen; iron ion binding; heme binding. Lineage: Eukaryota; Metazoa; Arthropoda; Collembola; Entomobryomorpha; Isotomidae. Gene Ontology annotation, biological process: xenobiotic metabolic process. Gene Ontology annotation, cellular component: intracellular membrane-bounded organelle; cytoplasm. The transcript is spliced from 8 exons. The record is from RefSeq and is a predicted model, not a curated record. The coding region runs from base 300 to 1793 and encodes 497 amino acids.